This is a messenger RNA of Diaporthe batatas, 5583 nucleotides long. RefSeq lists its product as uncharacterized. The transcript is spliced from 2 exons. Bases 1446 to 2876 code for a protein of 476 amino acids. Gene Ontology annotation, molecular function: aldehyde dehydrogenase (NAD+) activity. The record is from RefSeq and is a predicted model, not a curated record. Lineage: Eukaryota; Fungi; Ascomycota; Sordariomycetes; Diaporthales; Diaporthaceae.
CUGCUCCCAGAUGGCUCCCCACCAGGUGCUUUAUCAAGACGACUGUCCUCUCGUACGCUCACAACUUGAUCAGAGAACUACUACCUACCCUGACAGUCUCUUAUGGCCUACCAGAUAGCACGCGAUAGUCUGGGCAGGCCGACCUUUUCCAGACAAUCCUCCAACACGGUAUCUGCUCAGCCUGCUCAGCCUGCUCAGCCUGCUCGGUCCUGCGUGGCCACAAUCACCAGGAGACAGACACAUGCAGGCUGAAUGAACAGCAGAAGAAACAUGAGGUCCUGUGAGGGAGAUGAUUCGCAUGAAUUUUCCAGGUACUCCGUAUACCUGUGUUGUGCAUAUUCUGCUCAGCACAACUCAACUCUCUCGACUUGGCCAGACUCCAGCGCGCGCCUGAGUUGCUGACCUGCACCGCGCGCUAUCUGGCAUGUGGCAUCGAUGUGCUUAUGCAAUCGUCCAUACCCUGACCCUCGCAUGUCUUGAGCUUGAGAUCACUUCACUUCACUUAAGCUCAGCUUUGAUCGCCCAUGGCAGGUCAUCCAUGGCACACAGAGAUCAGGAGCUCACUGUGUCUUCCAUAGCCCGUGGUCCCGCUCUCUCCCGGCCCAGAGCUGGCAGAUUCAUGGGAUGAAAGAUGUCCCGCCCGGCUGGGCCUAACGCGUCUUGGGCUCGACGAAAGAGCCCGGCGCCAAAACCCACCACGAGGCUAGGCCCAUCUCAACGAGUAAUUGAGGCCCGAUAGAGUUCCCGACAAUGCCUUCAGCACAGCCAGGGGCGCCAGUCAGGGGCACCUGGGCCUCUACGGAGUAAGAGAAACGCCUGCACGGCCGCAAGCCUCGUGCUGUCAGGCAGGGCGGACAGGGCUGUGGAGCCGGUUCCCCAGGUUUCAGCAAACCUUCUCCCCAGAGUGACGACUCCACGGAUGGCGGGUGCCCACAGCUCUGGCCUAGCAGAUUAGAGUUGAAACUAAUGCCUCGAGUGCCCACCUGUUGCGAGUAGAAACGAACGGCGGCACAUUUACCCCCCGAUCCAAACUACCCCGCGUGAGGCUAUAGAUGAACUCGCUGCCCUGGUUUUUUGCCGCGGGCGGAUGAUUGGGAAGCUAAGCCAAGGGGGUCCCGAGCCCGUGGAUACGACCCCAGUGGACCCUGGCAGCCGGCGUGCAUGAGUCUCAUAUUGCCCAGACGGCCGAUGAAGCUCGAUAUGUUUUGGGGGGCCGCGCCUUGAACUCAUAAGAGACCUCACCUCCUAUCUCGCCUGGUUUGCUAGUUGUUCCCUAUCAAUAUAACGAACAAUCGCAUCGUGGGGCCGUACUCAGGAUCACAAAUCACAAACCUCACAUCUCACAUCUCUCCUGCUUGUCUCCAUCGCACAGGAAGCUAAAAUCCUAAGAAAUCCCUCAAGCACCACUCAGAACAAGAGAGAGCUAGUGAGGACAAAGCUUCAAGAUGGGAAGCCUCGAGAGCCCCAAGUUCUACAACACAAUCAAUGGCGAGAAGCGCUCCGCCGCCAGCUCCCACCAGGUCACAGACCCGCGGACGGGCCAGCCGCUGUGGGACGCCCCGAUAGCCAGCACCCAGGACCUGGAGGAGGCGAUCGAGGCCGCCAACAAGGCCUUUAAGACGUGGGGGCGGACGACGGUGGCCGAGCGGCAGGACGCCCUGCGCAAGGUGGUCGACGUGAUCAACAGCAACCAGGCCGAGCUGGCCGACUACGCCAUGCGCGAGACGGGCAAGUCGGCGCUCAUGGGCCAGAUCGAGAUCGGCAACACGGGCCGCCAGAUCGAGGCCAUCAUCAACCAGGCCCUCGAGGACCACGUGCAGCAUGAGGACGACAAGGUCAAGAUCGUCGCCACCCACCCGCCCCUGGGCGUCGUCGGCGCCAUCUGCCCCUGGAACUUCCCCGUCAUCCUGUCCACCCUCAAGAUCGCCUCCGCCCUCAUCACCGGCAACUGCUGCAUCGUCAAGCCCUCGCCCUUCACCCCCUACGCCGUGCUGCGCCUGGUCGAGCUGUGCAUCCCCGUGCUCCCGGCCGGCGUCCUGCAGGCCGUCAACGGCGGCGCCGACCUGGGCGCCCUCAUGACCACCCACCCGGGCAUCGCCAAGAUCAGCUUCACGGGCCAGACCAGCACCGGCAAGAAGGUCAUGGCCAGCUGCGCCUCCACCCUCAAGAAGGUCACCCUCGAGCUCGCCGGCAACGACGCCGCCAUCGUCUGCCCGGACGUCGACCUCGCCGAGGCCGUCACCAAGACCUCCACCGGCGCCUUCUUCAACGCCGGCCAGAUGUGCGUCGCCACCAAGCGCAUCUACGUCCACGAGGACAUCUACGACGCCUUCCUGGACAAGUUCGUCGCCGAGACCCGCGACAAGUUCCGCAUCGUCGAGGACGCCGGCGUCCCCACCAUCUUCGGCCCCGUCUCCAACAAGCUGCAGUACGACACCGUCACGAGGGUCAUCGCCGACGCCAAGUCGCGCGACCUGCGCGUCGAGGCCGUCGACGCCGACAAGGUCCCCGCGAGCGGCUUCUGGGUCCCCGCGACGGUGGUCGUGAACCCCCCCGAGGACGCGCUGGUCGUCCAGGAGGAGCAGUUUGGCCCAGUCAUCCCCAUCCUGAAGUGGCGCGACGAGGAGGACGUCCUCGCCCGCGCGAACCUGGACAACGCAGGCCUCGCCGCCGCCGUCUACUCCAAGGACCUGAGCCGCGCGGAGAGCCUGGCGCGGAGGCUGGAGGCCGGCUCCGUCUACAUCAACACCUUCGAGCUGCCCAACGAGAACGCCUACUUCUCGGGCAUGAAGGACAGCGGCCUCGGCGGCGAGAUGGGCAAGCAGGGCCUGCUCAGCUACUGCUACACCCAGAGUCUGCAUUUCUCGAAGGUCUAAGGCAGGCAGGCAGAGAUUGGAGACGGCGCCUGGGGGAGUUGGAGGGCAUGUGAGUGGGGAGGGGAUGCGAAGGGAUGGGAUGAGUUGGGAGGGGAUGGCCAAGUGGGCUUGCUUACCUGCACCGCUGCGGUGCGGGCUGGGCUGGGCUGGGCACGCCGCGGGCUAUUAUACCCCGAGCCCGUGUUUCCGAAUUCGUACUUCGCCAGCAAUUGGGGGAUGAUUGGCCUACCUGUUGUUUGAGGAAUUGUCUAUAGCGUGUUUUAUAGCAGGUCAUACCCGUUCUGUUUAUACCGCGGGAUUCGAGCAGACUUGAAUCUUGCCAAACACUCUCUCAUGGUGACAGAAAGCACAACCAACUUUGGGUAAAAAGUUCGCGAUGCUCCAUCGCCAUAUCACCGUCAAGCAAGUUCUUCAUAAAAAAGCUAUAUUUCUCGUCAAGCUACGGGGUAUCAUCCUUUCAACUAGUGCAUCCGUGACCCUUUUUUACGCCAAACAGCCAGUUUUCCACCCCAAACACUGAAGAAACCCCUCAGCAAUGUCAGUUCCAAGAACCCCAACCCGACCAGGUCUCCGACCAGGUCUUCGACCAAAGGAAAACAAAUCUGGGAAAUCACCAUCGUAACGAACGGCUCGUCAUGGACCAGGAUAUUGUCGAGGUCUCAAAGGCAUGACAGACCACCUCACAAGCUCGGGCGCACGGGGCUUACACGCUCACUUCCGCGGCGUAUAAGACCCACAGGCAUCAUGCCAGACGUUAGUGGUGGGAAGUCAUGGCCGACAUUGCUCCCCGAAGCCUCCCGCCCGGAGCUGGACUGCGCGUUGGCGUUGGCGGUAGACGAGCCGGAGGAGGAGCCGCCGCCUCCGCCACCUGCCACGCUGCCCACGACCUCGGUGGUCUGCCUCUGGCGCGACCGCUGCAGGUCCAUCAGCCAGCGCACGUGCAUGCUCAUGACGCCGACCUGGCUGCGGGCCUCGACCAGCUGCUCCUUGACGGGCAUGAGCUCGGACAUCAUCCUCAGAUUCUGCCGGGCGUCCUGGUCGAUCAGCGCCUUGGAGAUGUUGUUGAUGCGCGUGUCUAGGUCGUCGAACAUGCGGAAGACGUACUCGGCCUGCUCGAAAUCGGUGCCCUCCGGGGGAGGCAGCAUGGGCCGGCCGGCUUCGUCCAUGACCUCGCCAGCCGCUGACUCACUGGCUGCUGGGUCCCUAUAUCGCGAAAGCCUCCGGUUGACCCUCUCGAACAUUGACAGUCUCUCGGCGAGCUGUUCACGCUUCUUUACCUCUUCGUUCAGUUGCUGCUGCAUCCCCUGGAGCAUAGUGUCCAUUUGACGUUUCUGGAGUUGUACCUUCUCCUCGAACUGGGUUGUCAAGGACGCUUCCAUGUCGGCCAACUUGGUUUCGAACUUUGACUCUACGCCCUGUAUAAUCUUGCUGAAAUUACCAAGGUCGCAAGUCUUCUCAUGAUCGAGGAGAUGUUUGCGCGGAGAUGAGAACGAGCAACCAAGUUUCGAGUAUGUGCAAGUUGCCACCUCAGCGGCACAAGCGCCCAUGUGGCGCUCGAGGAGGUCUCUCGCGACAUCUUGGCCACAGAACUCACAUGUCGCCUUCCAUUUGGCGCAAACAGUCAUACGGUGUUGGACCUCGGCAGAAAGAUCGACAUUCUCCUUGCAGUAUGCACACGGUCCCUCGUGAUGCAGACAGGCGGUGCCGAGGCUCUUGCGGAUGAUUGUCUUUUCGCAGCUGCUGUCUGGGCAGGGAUAGAGCGUCCACUCGCAGUCGUUGUUGACGUGUGCCUCGACGUUCGACCGUGGACCGGUCCACUUGCAGAACUCUGAGUUGUUUGGACAUUUGACGUUCAGUCGGUCCAGUUGGGCGCUCAUGUCCACAACGCGGAUGAACCUGCGUGCACCCCGCUCCCCACCGGAAUUGAGCUCCGUCCGGCACAAAGGGCAAGGUGCGCGAGGCCGAGACCGGCUCCUUGACUCCUCUAAGGCCCGGGAGAGACAAUCUUCACAGAAGGUGUGGCCACAGGCUUUUGUGGUCAAAGGUUUGUAGUACGGGGUCUUGCAAAUUCCGCACAACAGGUUGUCGUCCACCUGACUGGUGUACUCAAGACCCUGCCAAUCUAUCUCAGGCGAGUAUGCCGUGGGACUGCUCGCUGGAUCCGCCUCGUCAUCGGAGGACUCCCUGAUCGUCCUCUCAACGGGUCGAAGAGCUCCGUACGAAGAAGUCAAGUACCAGGAAGUAUCAUAUUCCGCCUCGGUCUCUAGCUGUGGCCAGCGCAGGUCGGGAAAUCGUCGCUGCAUCUCAUAAAGCGGAUUGACAUGCGCAGAGGGAGUUGCUGAUCCCGAGGUUGAGCCUGCGGGACUGGCCGGACCGGCCAAGAUGGUCUCGAGGUCGCGAACAAAAUCUGACGAUGAGAACUGGCGCGUCGAGAUGCGGGAAGGCUCUGCUUGGGUUCGAGAUGGGCGGGUCGAGUUGGGCGAGCUCGCGCCCGAGGGCUCAUUGGGAGUGUUUGGUGGAGGCAUCGUCGGCCGGCUCGAGCUGGGAGGAGACCAUCAAGGCGACUUGGAGAACUGGUCGCGGAACCCGUCAAGAACCAAGGACACACGAGAUAUCUUAGCGUCCGACGGGUUGAUGCUGGAAUUGUUUGCGGCGCACAGGUUUGCUGCUAUCAGUGAUUCACUACUUGGUGGUGACGGACUGGUUG